GCGCCAUUUUCUCUUUUUAUGUGCACGAACAACGAAGCUAGGUUUUAGGAAUCAUUCGUCAGAGCGCGUUUGCGUCGCUGCUGCUACAAAAAAAAAUUAAAAAAAUAGAUUUAUUUGGUGUGUGUGUGUGUGGUGUGUGUGCGCGUGGCGCUGUGCAUCCACCCUGACUGUAGCCGUCGUUUGGUGCGCGGAUUGGUGGGAAGUCUGCUUUGUCGCCCUUUUAGGAAAAAAGCGGUAAACUCCCUCCGACAAAAAAUCAGUGGCGCUAUAAAGGAAGGGGAGGAGGAAUCAUGUAUCAGUUUCCAGUUCGAGGACUGGAGAAAAUCAGAAGAACAAGAAAGAAAGUGAAAAACAUUUUGAGCGAUUUUGGCCUUGAAGAGUGCUUAAGCUUGUGUCAGAAUCUUAAGGAGUUUGAUCCAGGAGACAGUGUUUUUGGCGCUACUCGAUGGACUGAUUUAUCAGACGGAUUUAAUGGAAAGUGGAAGAAAAAGUGGACCUACCGCACCCGAGGACUCUGCUGCCCAUUAUGUAAAUUUUCGACACGGGCCUGGUAUUCAUUCAGGGCUCAUAUUCAUCGCUACCAUGAUGACGAGAAGUCGGCCUGUAGUCUCUCUGCCUGCUCUUCCUGCCCAUUUGUCGGCCACCCUAAAGUCAUCUCCAAGCACUAUAGACUGUUCCAUUUCGAAAACCAAAAGCCAGAAUCUGACACCGUGACACCCCUGUCUGCCAAAGCAUUAAGCGGUCACACAUUUCAGUGCCGAAAAUGCCCCGUUCGUGAUGAUCUCUUGUACAGCAUGAGGAAGCAUGUUCUCAUUAAUCAUUACACUGUACUGUUGAAUCGCUUUGCUGGACAAAGAGCAGACACUGACUUGAAGGCCCUUGGGCAGAUGUACAGGAAAUUUUAUUGUAAGGUCUGUGGUGCAAAUGCAGACACUUCCGAGCACCUGCUAUAUCACAUACUGACCUCUGACAAGCACAGGGAAUUGGAUUUGCACAUAAACUCUCUCAUUUUUGAAACUGACACUAAAAAGCCGGCUCUCUCUCUAGCACCAAAGAUCCAAGGUAGUCCUGUUAUAGCAGGACCACCUAGCCAACCUAUACUGACUCCUGUACCAGCUCCAGGCACAGUCUUGCCAGUUUUGGCUAACGGUGGACCUAGAUUACUUCCUCCUAAUACGGCAGUUCUUCCGGUUCAAGCCUCUGCCCUGGUGCAACUUGCCAGUGCUGAGGCAAAGGGUUUAUUGCAGCCUGGUCAACCACUGACUAUUCAGAGUGUUCAAGCUCCAAGAACUGUCUCCGCAACGCUGCCUAAUGUUGGAGGGACGACUCCUGCCCCGACACUUCAGUCGGUUAUUCCACGGCAACAGCCAGUCAGGGUUGGAGUCCCAGGUCCUCUUCAUCCUCCACCGCGUCAAGUUCUGCUUCCACCCGGGGUACAGUUUAAUGUCCCAACUAUAAGGGGGCCUCCACCACAGCCAAUGAUUGUUGCUCCAAGGUUCCCCUUGAAUCAACCUACCCCUAGAGGUACCAUGCUUACUUCCCAGUCCCUUUUGAGUCAUCUGAUCCCCACAGGUAACAAAGUCGAUGGGCUGCCUACCUACACCCUCGCACCUUUACAAGUUUUGUCUCUCCAGGCAAACAAUGUCCAAGUAGUCAGCAAAGCACCUUUACCAGUGUCCCAGAACAAUGGCAUACAUCAGCAAAAUUCCCAAGAUUCCAAGCAGACCAAGAAAUGGGUCACCUGCCCCAUUUGUAACGAGCUUUUCCCAUCCAAUAUAUAUGACUCCCAUGUGGAGAUCCAUAAAGACUCAUCCAAGAAGUCAAAGCUAGGUCUGGCUGCCCGAGCACCUUUUUUGAAAAAAAUGCCUGACAAGACAGUAAAAUGCCUGAUGUGUAAAGUCUUGCUGUCGGAAAAGGGUAUUUUUGAACAUCUGAUUCAUGGUUUGAACUGCUUAUUUUGUCCUGGGAUGUUCUAUUCCAUCAAACAGCUGGUUGCGCAUAUUCAAGUCGAACACAAUCCAACCCAAAAGUCCAACUGCGACUUCAUGAGACGAGAGUAUCGUCUUUAUACCGACGAGUCUGGCCACCUCCUGUUUCCCUAUUUCGACAUAAACACCACAGCCCCAAAAGAGAUGAUGGGAGAGAAAGAGCUUAACUUGGCCCUAGUUACUAAUUCUCUUGAUCUGAUCUUUUUGAAGUUGUCCCCUAUGACGCCGCAGACUGUAUGCAAGAUGCCUGUGCCCAAGCCCGACAGCUUAGAUUGCGUCUUCUGUUCUGAGAAGCUGCUGAACAUGGAGUGCUAUCAGGUGCAUCUUAGAGAAAAGCACUUCAUUGUACCUACCGUCCAUGCCAUACUUAAAAUGCCAGCCUACAAGUGCAUCUACUGUGGUGGGGUAUACACGGGCAAAACAACGGUCAAAGCCAUCAGUGUCCACAUAUCCAGAUGUCGAUCUGCGCCCAAAACCCUCAAAGAUUCUGAAAGGGUAAGUUGUGGACUGAACGUUAGCCCAAGAAAGAGCCAAGGUUUAAUCUCAUUCCCAGCAAGACAGACUACAGCUCCGGUCCCAGGACAAGUCCAAGCGACGGCUCCAGCGGCUCAAUCUCAAGAGACAGAUGUAGAAAUGCAGAGCAAGUUGAGGUUGGAGCUGGCUGUGAAAGAGGCCAUAGAAGCUAAUAAGAGGGAUAGAGAGGCCAGACUAGCAAGAAAAAAGAGGUCAGACAAAGAGAAGUGCACUUCUCCUGCAGCUGAAAUGAUGGACGAUUCCAACGUGCAGUUUGCUCUGGAUCCUACCGGGAUGGAAUUACGCUCCUUCGAGGCUCGCCGGGAAUUCGUGAACAAAUACUUCAACAUCCAGCCGUACCCGCUCAAGAAGGAGAUGAUUGCCCUGAGCAACCGGUUGCUGCUGAACAAAACCGAAGUUGCCUGCCAGUUUGGCUCUAAACGUACCAGGUGUAUGAAGCAACUGCAGCGAAACAAGGCUGCGGUCUUGUUAGGCUUCAAAAUGUCGGAGCUGAUGAAAGUGAAACACAACCUGUUCAUUCCUGAAAUAGAACCGGAAAAGCCAUCCACGGAACCGGAACCGUGGAAACCCGAAGAAAGAAACGUAAACGCGGACGAAGAUGAAGAGAUUGACGAAUGUUUAGCACCUUACGAAGGUUAGAGAAAGCUCAAAAGUGACAACACAUGGAGAAAUACACUCCUCAAAUUAAUGCAAAAAGUCUGUUAAUAUAGGUCAAUUUUCAGAGAACCUGUCCUGUCAAGAAAAAUCUUUUGUAGCCCCAUUUUUCUGAGUUAAAUUUAAUUAGUGAACUCCUUUAUGAGUUUGUAUGAUGUUUGGUGUUUGAAUGUUCAUCCUUCACAAACCAUUGUAAAGACUGUAUUACUGUUUAUAACAUAUUCUGGAGAAUAAUGCACUUACUCCACAAAUGUUUUAUGGUGUGGUUUAUUUGGCCUUAAUUGUUCUUUUUGUAUACUUUCCCUGUUAUGUAUUUUAUUUAGAGCUCUUUUGAUUCAAUAGAUUUUGAAACAGAGACAUGACAUACAAGAUAAACGUGUAGUAUGAAUUUCAAGGAACUCUUGUAUUAUCUGGCUUUAUAAACCCCUUAUACACACCCAUAUACCCCACCCCCCCCACCCAACUCCAACUCCAAGCCAGCCUUACAUGUCUAAGAGAGGCUAGACACCACACAUGAUUAAAGAAAGAAAAGAGGUCUGGGUUUUGUGUGCAAAGAAAGAGGGGGAAAAAUGAAAACAAAUUUCACAUGUGAAAACCAACCAAUCAAAUAAAAGGAGGAAUUAAACUAUAUGAAAAAAGUGAAGGAAGAGCCCCCAUACCUGAUGAAAUUUCAAGCCUGAAUUACGGAUUGAGGAAUUAAUUUUCUCCAAGGACAAACAGGACAUGAUAUCUCUGAGCCACUUGGUUUGGGUAGGUGAGGUGGCAUCGUUCCACUUAAUAAAUAAACGAGGAGGAAUGCAAAGGACAAUAAUCGAUGUUUAGCUGGGGUUAGAUGUCUAUCAUGCUCUCCAGUAAAGCCAGAAAGAGCAACCAGGGGGUCUGGUUCAAGAUUGCAAUUCAGUAUGUUCAGUAAGACAGGGUUUGAAAGACAUCCCUCCAAAUUAGGGCAUGGUCAAUACAUAUGAAUGAGAGACGUCUCUCUGCUUUUACCUUUAUCACAGCAAGGAUCGAUGUCUGGGUAGAAGCAAGAAAGCUUAACUUUGGAGAAAUGAGCCUUAAAGAGUGGCGGGCUCAUGAGAAGGAUGAGUUGACGAGCUUGAGAAUCGAGUUCCAUGUCAGAUUUAGGUCUCUCCAGUUUUAAUUUUACUCAAAAUGGUAUAACUCAAACCCAAUUAUAUGCCAUAAAUAGUGGAUAUUAGGCCUUUACGCAGCGGGGACAGAUAGAGGAGAUUGUCUAUAAUAUUUGCAUCAGGAGCCACAGGGAGGUUUGGUAUCAAAGAUCUAAUGAAGUGUCUCAUUUGCAAAUAUCUGAAAAAGUAAGAUUUGGAUAGAUUAAACCUUUCGGACAGCUGUUCAAAUGAUGAUCAAUAAAAAGAUCUUUUCAAAGCCUUUACUGUGCUAUUCUUGAAAUACUGAAUCGUGUAAAAAUGGUUGAAAGAGAUGGAUAGAGACGAUAAGGCUGAGGAGGGAAAAGCCCAAAGAACCACUGUACUUUCUGAACUGAGCCCACACUCUCAAGGUAAUUUGCCUAAUAACUGAUUUAUUGAUUGAUUUAAUUGAGGGCAUGGGGAGUGCAAAUCCAAGAAGCAGGGGCGGGUCUACGUGGUGGCCAGGGGUGGCAAAUAAAUCCGACUGGCCACCCCAGGUAUCCCCCCUAUAAGAUGUCUUGCAAUUGGUUUAGUUCCAGUUUGCUGCUGGAGUUCACGAUUUGAAGGAGUUCAGCGUCAGAGAGAAACGUCAACGGUCAUCACGGACUUGGGAUGGAAAGUACACAUUAGUACAUUAUCAAGUAUGGGAAGACAGACACCAUACAAAGAGCUAGGUAACUUUUACGUAUGGUUUAAUAUGUUUCUCAGGUUUUCUCCAAUUAGUCUGUCCAGUCGGUCUCUGUUCGCUUUGGUCAUGGUUGAUUUCAGUCACAUGUUCAGUUCAGUCACAGUCAGCGUUUAAUAAAAGACAAAGUACAGUAAGCUGAUCGUUAUCAAACAGAAAAUGCUGACAGGGUGAUUUGGCGUCUUUUGUAUUAAUAUAAUGGGGUUUAUUUUGCGACAGUGACCACAUUUUUAAUACAGUCAAUCUGGUGCUAAAAGUUUUUGGGGGGCGCAAACA
This is a messenger RNA of Hemibagrus wyckioides, 5285 nucleotides long. It is a transcript of the gene adnp2b, whose product is annotated as ADNP homeobox 2b. Gene Ontology annotation, biological process: regulation of gene expression. Gene Ontology annotation, cellular component: nucleus. Bases 291 to 3161 code for a protein of 956 amino acids. The transcript is spliced from 4 exons. The record is from RefSeq and is a predicted model, not a curated record. Lineage: Eukaryota; Metazoa; Chordata; Actinopteri; Siluriformes; Bagridae.